Molecule: messenger RNA, 3876 nt
Organism: Aquila chrysaetos chrysaetos
Lineage: Eukaryota; Metazoa; Chordata; Aves; Accipitriformes; Accipitridae
Gene: A4GALT
Product: alpha 1,4-galactosyltransferase (P blood group)
Exons: 1
Coding region: 55-1137 (360 amino acids)
Biological process (GO): protein O-linked glycosylation
Molecular function (GO): acetylglucosaminyltransferase activity
Source: RefSeq, a predicted model, not a curated record
CCCCUUCAGAUCACGACGGUUGUCUUGGGAGAGCAGGCUCUGACGGGAGCAAGAAUGCUCAGGAUGCCCAACUGCCUGCUAAAACUGACCAGGGUGGUGCUGAGCCACAAGCUCAGGGCUCUGUUUAUCCUCGCCUUUAAGUUCAUGUCCUUUGCCUCCAUCAUGUUAUACUGGAGAAUCGCAGAGCACCCUAAGGGCAGAGGCCAGCUCUACAGCUCGCCUGCUGAAAUCCGCUGUGCUCACUCUGUGCCUUCUCCUCCCCAUCCCACUGCCGGUGAGCCCCCUCCUUCCCCAGGGGAUGUGUUUUUUGUGGAGACCUCGGAGCGAACUAACCCAAGUUACCUGUUCAUGUGCUCCGUGGAGUCAGCGGCCCGGACGCACCCUGAGACAAGGGUCGUGGUGCUCAUGAAAGGUUUGGCAAGUGGUAACGCCUCGUUACCCAACAACUGGGCAUUCUCAUUGCUGAGCUGCUUCCCCAACGUGGAAGUCCGGCCCCUGGACUUGACAGAGCUGUUCUCUGGCACACCUCUGGCAAAGUGGUACUUGCAGGCUCAGCAGCGCUGGGAGCCUUAUUUCUUACCUGUCCUGUCUGAUGCCUGCAGAAUUGCCAUCAUGUGGAAAUUUGGUGGCAUCUACCUGGAUACAGACUUCAUUGUGCUUAAGAACUUAAAGAACCUCACCAAUGUGCUUGGUACCCAGUCCAAGUAUGUUCUGAACGGAGCCUUUCUGUCCUUUAAGCCCAAACACAAGUUCAUGGAGCUUUGCAUGCAGGACUUUGUGGAUAACUACAACAGCUGGAUCUGGGGCCAUCAGGGCCCACAGCUCCUAACACGUGUCUUCAAGAAGUGGUGCUCCAUCAGGAGUCUUCGGAGCAGUACGAGCUGCAAAGGAGUGCGUGCUCUGCCCCGUGAGGCUUUUUAUCCCAUUCGGUGGCAGGACUGGAAGAAAUACUUUGAAGUGGUCAACUCUUCGGAGCUUCACCACCUCUUUAAUAACACCUAUGCAGUGCAUGUAUGGAACAAGAAGAGCCAAGGGACCAGGCUAGAGAUCACAUCCCAGGCUUUGCUGGCUCAGCUACAUUCUCACUUCUGCCCUGCCACAUAUGAUAUCAUGAAGAAGGACUCUGAACGGCAGUGACUCAAGGGUCAGCUAAGAGAUGUUGCCUGGGAGCCCAGAAGUCUCCAGCUGUUCCAUCGCAAAUGAACCUUCUUUUGAAGUGAGGUGGUGAGAGUUGAGGAUGAAAGCCAUUUGUGGGACGUAGGUGGAGCCUGUAGCUUCAGCUGAUGUCUGUGCAGCUCUUUGUCUUGACUUUAGCUCCCUACCAGCAACGUUUCGUUUCUCUGCAGGACCUUUCUACUGCUCUGCUUGGUCAGGUAGAGAAAUUUCAGGAGGGGAGCAAGUGCUGGGCCACUUGUGGCAGCCUCCAUCAGCCUUUCAGAGGAGUAAGGCCCCUUUCUAUGACUGUAAACCUUGAAGAGGCCUUUGUAGAAAUGCAUAUCUCAUCACCUGAUUCUCAGGGCUUCUGAAGUGCAGUCCUCAAAGCAACAAAAGGAUGGGAGAGCAAAGAACAGGAACUGAGGAGGAAGUUAAGGAUGUGCUAGAGGAGGUGUCCUGCGAAAAAAGUAGAGGAAAACAGAGAAGAAAGAAAGGGCAAAAGCAACUUCUUUUUCUUUUCAUUCCCUUCUCUUCUGAAGCCUUUGGUGGAGGAGACUUUCUCAUGUCUGGUUUCAGGAGGGAGCAGGAUGUUGCAGUCUCUGUUCAAUGUCAUAGAUCUAAAGACAUGGAAAUUUGGUGUGAAUCCGAACAGGAGGAUCUGAGGCCAACUCAUCGUUUAGAAGGAGCUUUUGCACAGCAAUGAUUUAUUUUAUAGUAGUGGCAAAUUAACACCCUACAAUGAGCAGGAGAGCUCAUCCAAAUCACACCUCACAUUGCACCUGACGCAGGAAGAGCUGAACUGUCUUUUACACUGAGUUUGUCUCUGUGACCAAAUAUCCAUAACUGCGUCUAAGAUGCACCAGAUCUUUCAGCACUUGGAUGGAUCCUAAAGGAAAGUCAUGAUAUUUCCAAGUAUUUCCAAGGUUACAGAGAGCUUGGUAGGGAACCUGUACUGUCUAAAUUCAAGUCCAUUUAUGAGUCGUUUAUGGUGGACCUCUUCAAGUAGCCUGGAGUACUCUUGCAAUUCACUGUCCAGGAGUACAAAUCUCUCCUGGGAGGUCUUGAGGAGGGCAGUGGAAAGCUUUACCCUGAGCAUCUUCCUGAAUUGCAUUGGAGAAAGUUAACAUAUCUCUUGCAAGGUGCUGUUGUGCCUUUGAGGGUUCCUACCACAGAGGCGAGUUUGUUGGACAAACUGUGGGAGAAAACUCGUCCCUUGCCUUGAUGCCCAAAAGGAUGUAUUUAUGCUCUUACAGUUCUUGUUGGAAAAUAAUGGAGAAAGAGCAGCGAGAAACAAGAAUGGUUGAGAUGGUCAAGACCAUCAGCGUUGUUACAUCUGGUUCCCACCACAAUCUAAAGGGGAUUGCUGAGGCACAUGAGCUUGGCACUAUGAUAGAGUUAAUGCAGAUGUGCAGAGCAUUGACCUUCUCCUCUCCUACACUACUAAGAGAUUAUGAUCUCACUGUAAAAUCUUUUCUGCCUCCAGUGUGCCUCCUCUUCUUAUGCUUGGGAACAGCAGUGGGGUGGUCCAAUGGUCCCUUUCAUGAGCACAACUUGGUCAGAUCUUCAGUGUCACCUUGCCCCAAAGUGACAGCUCUUUCACGUGAUGCUUCCUGCAAGUCCUCUGAGUGUGACUCAAAUGAUUUCUAGAUCUGCAGUUGUCUGAGGCCUCUUCUGUUUCCUAGGUCAACCAUAAGCAGUGUGAGGUUUGCUCAGUUCAGCCAAGGCAGUGGUCAAAAAUGUGAAAGACUGUGCAUAAAUUUCUGUCUUGGGUUUAUUUGUCUCUUCUUUGAUGACAAAAAUAAGAAAGACAAAUUGCCUAUCACUUUUACAGUUCCCUGUCCCUCAGGGACAUGGCCGUGGGAACUUGAGGAGGGUGUGCACUUUUUUUUUUUUUUUUUUUUUUUUUGGUGGAGGCCAGUGCUGCUUUGAUUGAAAGGUACCUGCCUGUGAGUUGGGCAGGGUGUGAGGUCUGUGCACAAGUAGCUACUCUGGAGUGAAGAAGGUGCUGGAAACACCCCUGCAGCAGCUGGCACCACAUGCGUGUAUGUUUGUAGUUCUGCCCCUCUGUUCCGCUCAGCUUUAUGGUAUAUCCUGGAGGCAUUCAGGAUUUUGAAUGUCUGCAGCUCUCCCAACACUGAACAUCUUUAAGAGCAAAGACUUCGUAGGGAAACGGCAGAUCCUCCUGACUGUAUAAGCAUUCUUCAACACACUAAGUGGUAUAAAUGGAUGUUCUUUUCACUCCCUACUCUCGCUGUCACUACUCUGUGGGGGUUUUUUCACGGCUUGCUUUAGAAGCAGCCGCAAAAUUGUCAGCCCUGGCCUAGUGUGUGGUCAGUGAGGCAUGGUUUCUCCUUUUACUGGUUCCUUCUGUUUUGGGCCCUUUGGGCUAAACAACAGAAAUCCUAGUGAGCUAGGAGCCCCUGUCAGAGAUGGUAAAAUGGUGGUUGGUGAUCAUAAAGGCAUCACAGGGGACUCCACUGUGGCAAUACCAUGAACUGAUUAUGGGAUUGUUUGGGACCCACUGCAAUGAGUAUCUGGCUUAAUGUACCACUGCUUAUUCUAGGAAAGUGCCUUUUUGGGUGAGUGGAGUGAUUUUGUUGUUGUUUUUCUUUGUUUUUGUCAAUGUUCCAAGGUUUGAUAAGGAGAGAAUCAAACCAAAGCAGCCUUUGGCCUUUUUCCCUUUGUCUUGUGAAAGAAAAAUAAAUACAGUUUUUACUAUUA